AUGUUGCUGUCUACAGUAAUUCCCUCUACAUGUGUUCUGCCAGGCUACUUCUCUCUCCCAGCACAUGCAGAACGUGACGACAUAAUCGACCACUUCUUUCAUCUGGGUCUGGGUUACAGCGCGAUCUUGAUGUGUUUGUUUCUUUUGCACGGCAUUUGCUUAAGUAUUCGUCAACUAAAGCGAAUACUGAGAUGUCGUGGUCUUGGAAGAAGAGCUAAUAGGACUGAUCCACGGCAGGUUUGCGAAGCUAUCGAGGAGGAACUACGAGGCAAUGGUAGCACUAUUGGGUAUAGGCAAAUGACUCAGAGGCUGGUAGUUGAUCACGGGCUAGUUGUUGGCAAAGAGACAGUUAGAGAAUUGAUGAAGAUAUUCGAUACUUAUGGUGUGUCCGCAAGA
Porites lobata is the source of this 396-nucleotide messenger RNA. The record is from the annotation of a GenBank genome assembly. Lineage: Eukaryota; Metazoa; Cnidaria; Anthozoa; Scleractinia; Poritidae.